AAGAAGGGGCGAAAGAGAGAGAGAGAAAGAAGCAAAAGAUGGUUGCAGGAGGAGAUUUCACGGUGACUGUAAGCAAGAAGGAGGUGGUGGCAGCAGUGCUACCAUUGCAAGAUCAUUGGCUUCCAUUCUCCAACCUCGACUUGCUGCUGCCACCGGUUGACGUUAGUGUGUUCUUUUGCUACCAUAACCCGUCACUUCAAAGCAUGACUUUUGCCUCCAUGGUUGCUAUUCUAAAGAGGGCCCUGGCUCAAACGCUAGUGUCAUACUACGCCCUCGCCGGUGAGGUCGUACCCAACCCUGUUGGUGAGCCUGAGCUCCUUUGCAACAACCGUGGAGUGGACUUUGUUGAAGCCUUUGCGAACGUCGAGUUGAGUGAACUCAACUUGUAUAACCCUGACGAAAGUAUUGAAGGCAAGCUCGUGCCUAACAAGAAGAAUGGAGUGCUCUCUAUUCAGGCAACUGAACUCAAUUGCGGCGGUCUUGGUGCGUGCACCUUCGACCACCGAAUAGCAGACGCAUACUCCAUCAAUAUAUUUCUUGUUUCAUGGGCUGAAUUAGCUCAGUCCAGACCAAUUUCUUUGCUACCAUCUUUUCGUCGAUCUCUGCUAAAUCCUAGACGGCUUGGAUGCGUUGACCCUGCUUUAGGUGACAUGUACGUGCCAUUCUCACCACCUCCAACUCCUAAAGAAGCUGUUGAAGCUACUCAUGAUCAUCUCAUAAGUCGCAUAUAUUAUGUUACAAAAGACCAACUCAAUGAGCUUCAAUCACUCGCUAGCCCCAAAGGAUGCAGGAGGACAAAACUCGAGUCUUUCAGUGCAUUUUUAUGGAAAAUGGUAGCGCAGUGUGGCGCUACAGACAAUGAUAAGACAUCAAAAAUGGGGAUUGUUGUUGAUGGAAGAAUUAGGUUAAGCCAAGUAGAUAGUUACAAAUCAAGACUAAUGGAUGCAUACUUUGGAAAUGUAUUAUCAAUCCCUUUUGGCGGACAAAAAAUCAUUCAACUUAUGGAAAAACCAUUAUCCUCCGUGGCAAAUCAAGUUCAUGCUUUUUUGGAAAACGCAGUGACACAAGAUCAUUUCCUGGGACUGAUUGAUUGGGUUGAGGCACAUAGACCCCAACCAGCUGUAGCUAAGAUAUACAUAAACGGAAGUGACAAUGGACCGGCUUUUGUGGCGUCAUCAGGGCAGAGAUUUCCAGUUUCAAAAGUGGAUUUCGGGUGGGGCAAACCAGCAUUCGGGUCAUAUCAUUUCCCAUGGGGUGGUGAUGCGGGGUAUGUGAUGCCGAUGCCGAGUCCAUUAGGGAACGGUGACUGGGUGGUGUAUUUACACCUAUUGAAGAAGCAAAUAGAGAUGAUUGAGAAGGAAGCAUCUGAUGUGUUUAGGCCUCUGACUUCUGAUUAUCUUAACCUGAUGAAAUGAGUUUAAUGUCGAGUCUGGCUCUUAGUAUCGGACAAUUAUGGUUGUCAUUUUGUGUUAUUGUCACCUACUGUGUCAUAUUCCAAUCCUAUAUUUUGUAUGGGAGGCUGGAAGCUGGCUGCAGUGUGUCGGCAGCAACAUCUUGUCAUGGUUGUAUUCUAUAUAUUAUAUAUAUGCUUUAUUGUAAAAUAUAAAUAUAUA
Pistacia vera is the source of this 1613-nucleotide messenger RNA. RefSeq names its product shikimate O-hydroxycinnamoyltransferase-like. The record is from RefSeq and is a predicted model, not a curated record. Gene Ontology annotation, molecular function: acyltransferase activity, transferring groups other than amino-acyl groups. NCBI's taxonomy places the organism in Eukaryota, Viridiplantae, Streptophyta, Magnoliopsida, Sapindales, Anacardiaceae.